UUAAACAUGAUUUUAUCAUGUAAAAUGUCCCAUGGUUUAAAAAUGUUUAGGUGUUAACUUGAUUAAAAAAAUUAUUAAAUAGCAGGUCUUGUACCACAUGAUUUAUGCAAGAUUUAAUAUUUUAUAAUUAUUAUUAAUAUGUUAAUAUUAAUAUAAGUUAUAUUGCUUACAUUGUUUGAUUUUGUUUUUGAGGGAAAUUAUUUCAUAUUUUUAAUAAAAUAAUGCAAGAAGAAAAGAUAUCAGAUAAUGGGAACGAGUAUCGUGAAUCUCUCCUUUCUUUGAUGAAAAAAAACCUGACUUCUGAUAUCAAAUCAGCAGAUGUUUAUAUGUUACAAGUACCUAAGAAGACAGAAUCGUGUUGGACAUCCCCUCUUACUUUGGUUAAAGAAAAAAAGCAAGAUAUUAAUAAAUUUCGAUCAUUGACAGAAUUUGCAGAUCGUAUAAAUUUAUCAUUAAAAUGCAAAGCUGUACCUCAAAAACGCAAGCAUAGCAAUUCUGCUGAUGUUCCAGAAAAUAAAUGCAAGGAUAAAAAUUCUAAUGUUCCUGCAAAUAAUAUACCCAGCUUGUAUAAUGAAGUCUUAAUAGAAGCAGCUUUGAAAAGGUGUUUAGCUGAUAAAGCAUUUUGGUCAGAAUCAGGCCUUAUUUCUCUUAUAGAAAAUUGUUUUAUCACACAAAGGUUGUGUGAUACUAUGUUGGAAUUAAUAUUAAAAUAUCACUUUGUUGAAGUUUUUCAAGUUAUAAAAAAAUGUAAACUUGUUUUAACAUCAAAGCAGAUAGUUGCUGUUUUAAAGUUCUUGUUGAGUUCGUAUGUCAAACAAGAUUUAACUCACCAAUCAAAGAUAGUGCAAGAUGAAUUGUCUUCUGUUAUGCAUCUUGAUUUUGAUGAAGUUACUAUGAGGAGUCAUUUUAAGUCAUUAUCAACAAAUGAAGCUUCAAUAUUUUUAAAAUUUCUCGUUGCUGUUCUAAAAGACUGUUCAACUGCUAUAAAAGCAAAUGAUUUAAUUUUUCAUAGACAUAGCGAAGCCACUGUACUGAAAUGGAUUGACUCUCUCCUAUCAGCGCAUCUUUUAUCAUUUAUUGUUUCCACUACUUUUUUUCCAAUGGUAGAGGAAUUAAGGCAGUUAAUUGUGAUGCAGAGGCGUUUUCACCGUGACAUAGGGUUACUAAAGCCAUACUUCGUUUUUCGCGAAAAGCGAAUUACGCUAGCGGCUAAACGAAAAGACAAGACUUAUUCAUUUGAAAACAUUCUAAUAUGAGUUAUUAUGCAGGGUUGCUUGAAACAAUUACCAAUUAUUGAUAGAAGUAAUUGGUUAACAUUGCCCAAAUAAUGCUACGAAAAUGAUUGAGUAUCGCCGUUAUGUAGAGAAGCUUAUGGCGUUCUGACUCAAAUUGUAUUUGUACCGAACGCAAAUCCUUUUGACUAUACACACCGCUCGAGUUAUUCAAAUACGAAGCUUAUUUGAUUUUGGUGAUCAAUAGUUAUGUUGAAUUCGAUUUUAGGAAUUCUCUAAAAAUGUUAAAGACAAAUUCAAGAAUGUUUAUAAAUUUAUCGAUAUGUAAUGACAUUUUCUUGUACCUUGUACCUAGUAUGUAAUGACAUUUUCUUGUACCAAUUAAUUUAUUAAACCGUUCGAUAAA
Molecule: messenger RNA, 1638 nt
Organism: Hydra vulgaris (swiftwater hydra)
Lineage: Eukaryota; Metazoa; Cnidaria; Hydrozoa; Anthoathecata; Hydridae
Biological process (GO): maturation of SSU-rRNA
Cellular component (GO): nucleolus
Molecular function (GO): RNA binding
Source: RefSeq, a predicted model, not a curated record